CUUUGAAGGAUACUCACAGCCAAAAGAGACACAACUUAUUGCUAUCAAUGACCCCAGGCGACGAUGCUGCAGAACUCUCAGUCCUUGACGUGACGAUUUCACAGGCUGGAAGACUAGGCAGGAGGUCACAAUCGUUGGCGUUCGUCAUAAGACACACAGAUGACUCGACUUUCCAAGAAUACUCUGAGCUCUCUUCAUUUAUACGGGCUGUGGAAGAGCUCUCCGGCAGUGACCUUCCCGAUAUUGAUGUCUUCACGAUAGCUCAGAUGAUGAGGGUAAACCAGUACUAUGAUUUGGGAGUGGCUCUUGGUUUCACCAUACAAAAGUUGAUUGUCAUAGAAUACAGGAGGUUCCGUGACAGACAACAGGCCAUCUAUGACAUGCUGGUGACAUGGAGAAAGAGACAGACCUCCGGCCUAGAAGCGAAGAAAACGUUUCUUUCGCUCAUUAAAUCUUUGGACUCGCCAGCCGAACAGACAGAGAUGUCAGCUACAACUGGUGAGGUUCCCGACAAGAUGCUGCUUGCGUUUGCCAGGCAGAUCAAAGCAGAGCAAUUCUUUGAGAUUGGACAGAAGUUGGGAUUCAACCGCACGGAGCUAGAACACAUACAGCAUCGAACAUGUGCAAACAGAAAGGAUGCCAACAUCCAGAUGCUGUCUAGUUGGAAAGCAUCCCAAUCUUCAGGACCAGAAGCUAUAGAGGUGUUGAAACGCGUUUGGGAGUCCAUCCAAACAGCAUCAGAAUCAGAGAAAUUCAAAGAUCAGGAAAAUUCUGUUGAUGACAUCAACAAAUCUGGAGGACCGCCAACUUCGGAGGAGCUUUGCAGUGUCGCUCGGGCAGUGAAGACUUUGCCAUUGGCCUGGGAAUUAGGAAAAGCUCUCUGGUUGGAGGACGACGUUAUUGCUCCACUCAUGGAGCCACCUGAUUUGACAACACUGACCAAGGUUGCAAGACAGCUCGUUGAUAAUUCGUGGAUUGGUUUAGAUAGGAAGGAAAGAAGCGAUAAAAUGGCUGAGCUUCUCCUGGAAUACAAUAUUCAGGACAACCAAACAGAUGACGCUCUCGAAGAACUCUACAUAAGGAUGUGCUCCAUGUCUGACUUGCUUCAGUUUGUCCCACGCCUGCAAUUUGGCGCUUCUGACAUCAUGCGUGCCAUGUGUAAGAACGUCACCCUGCCCCUGUACGUAGUACAUCCGGUUGUUCUGCACAUGCUCAGAGAAUGGCUAAGGAGAGGAGGAACCCGAGGGAGACUCUUGGAGAUUGUCCAAGCUUUCCGUUUCAAUGAUGCGGCAGAAAGCAUAGCUGCAACCAUCAAAGUUGAUCCAGGCUUCGUGGAGUUCCUCUCGAGCAGCAUCCUGGAUCACAGAGGAGGGGUAGUGGAGCUGCGUGAACUUGGUAUCCGGGUUUCCAUCCCUGCCGGGGCGUUGCACAGGGGAAUGAGAUCUGUGGUUACCAUCAGGGUACCUAGAGAGGGCGCUGAUCGGAUUCCUCUCAGGGACGGUGAGGUGUUGAUCACUCCAGUCGUGGAGUGUUCUCUAACCCAGGAACUGCUCGAACCUGCUACGGUAGUGCUUCCACAUUGCGUCGGCCCUAAGCAAUGCAGGGAUGGCUCAGGGAUGAUCCUGUACACCAAAAUGGGACUAGGAACGUUCAGUCGCAGGAGAUUGCUUCCGCAUUCUUCAAAAGGCUUCCACGUCUCCAAGGACACGGUUGUUUUCCCUACGAACCAUCUGCAACUCUUUGCCUUGUCUUCCACCAACGUCCAAGGAGUUCAGUUCAGAUGUGUAACCUUCCAGCCUCUUUUCAUGUCCUCUUCCCGGAAAGCCACACUCCGUGUUUACGUCACUCACCCCUAUAGGAGACCCAUAAAGGUCGGAUUGAUUUUGAAUUGUUAUGCCUCCACUACAAAGUAGCCGGAGGAAUUAUGUUUUCUGGUUGUCCGUCUGUACCGUACGUCCCGUUCUCGUGAUCGCGUUAUCUCAAGAACCGAUUGAUGGAUUACCGCCAAACUUGGGUCAUGUAUGUAUCUUACACAGCCAAUGAACUGAUCUAAUUUUGAGGUCACAAGGUCGAAGGUCACAGGGCUCAUUAUGUAUGCAAAAGUAGCUUGAUAUCACAUUAUCAUUAGAACAUGACGGAUUACCAGCAAACUCAAAACAUGUAUGUAUCUUGCAGAGCCAAUGAGCUGAGUAGAUGUUAGGGUCAUGAGGUAAAGGGUCAUGGGGCUCAUGAUGUAUGCAAACAUAGCUUGUGAACCCAUUAUCAUUAGAACUGACAAAUGGAUUACUAUCAAACUCAGGACAUGUAUGUAUCUGGCGGAGCCAAUGAACUGAUUAGAUUUUAGGGCCAUGAUGUCAAAGAACAAAGGGUCAUACAUGUAUAUUAAAAAUAGCUUAAUUGUAAUCACCAUAUUCUGAGAACCUCUUAAUGGAUUACAAUCAAACUCGAAUUUUGAAGAUUGCUUCCGUUUUCGUUUGUAAAAUCACUCGAUGGCGUAGGCAUCGUAUUCGACUGCGCGUAGUCGAUGAUCCAUCUAGUCUUUGUUAUUUAUUUGUAAUAGACAAAACAUAUUUCCUAGCCCAUUGACUUUUCCCAACACUAUAUUGAUUGUUAAUACAUGUGCUGACUUUAGAGAACAGAAAACCGUCGAUUCAUCAAAAGACAAUUUAAAGAUAAAAUACAGAGUACAAUAUUGCCAUUUUAUAAGUGGUGAUAUUAUUAUCUUUUCGUUAGAAAUAGAUAGUAUACAUAAUUAAUCCUAGUAAUAAGUAUUGCGAUGAGAUGUAAAUUAUAUGUUUGAUAUGGAAAUCUUGAUACAAGACUAUCUUGAGACUCAACAUGGCAUCUACUAACCACAAAUUCUGCAUUUAGUUUCGUUAUUUUCUGUUACCCUGUACUAUAUGUAGAAGAAAAUUAACCUCGGAAUACAGGCGAGAUUUAGGUCUAGAAGAUUAUAUAACUGAUGUUGUUUAUUUUGAAUGUUUAAGAAAAUAAUGUGUGAUAUCGAAGGCAUUUCCUUAUUAUAAGAUAUGAAUAUAAAUUAUGCCUUUUUUGUAGAGUUGAUUGUACUAUGUUCAGUUCGAAUGUUUGAAACCUUUGGACAUUAAUUACAUAAUAAAUUGCAGUGAAUAUCGAUGUGCCUCAAGUGAGAAAAAUACAUUCAAGCACAUGGAUGUAAAAGAAAUCAAAGUAAUUCAUACUUGAUUUAAUUGUCACAGAUAAUUUGACUUUUUGUAUUGUCAAAGAUAAGAUGCAUGUAAAUUGAAGA
Messenger RNA from Strongylocentrotus purpuratus (purple sea urchin), 3268 nucleotides. RefSeq lists its product as uncharacterized. The record is from RefSeq and is a predicted model, not a curated record. The coding region runs from base 48 to 1913 and encodes 621 amino acids. Gene Ontology annotation, biological process: netrin-activated signaling pathway. The transcript is spliced from 9 exons. Gene Ontology annotation, molecular function: protein binding; netrin receptor activity. Gene Ontology annotation, cellular component: membrane. Lineage: Eukaryota; Metazoa; Echinodermata; Echinoidea; Camarodonta; Strongylocentrotidae.